AUGGCCCGGAUAGGCAUAUGUAACGCGAUGCAGAGCGGCAAUAGCAUCUACCAAAAGGUCGCCGCCGCCGUUCUCUUCGUAUUCGUUCUUGCCUUCCUGUUGUCAACACCCUCUCUGUCUUUCUCGAGGUCUACGAGCCCUAGCCCCCGAGAAAUUGCAGCAAACUCGACCCUGGGGUUUGAGAAGAUCCUAACGGUCUCUAUGAAACCGAGCUGGCCAACUCGCGGGUUGCUGGCCACUGCAGCGCACACCGGUCUAGAAAUCACUGUCCCAGAACAGCCCUACAACUCGAAUGAUCUCGUUUUCAGCUUUCGAGGCUCUAGGUCCUGCCGACGUGCGCAACCAGGACAUGGCUCGGCUCGAGCAUGGCUGGCCCAUCUUGACAUGAUGAAAUACAUUGUUGCGUCUGGCCUCAACAGUACGUUCGUUAUUGAAGACGAAUUGGACUGGAACACGGCUAUCCACGAGCAAAUGAAGUUGGUUUCUGAUAAUGUGACGGAACCGGACACGGAGAGACUCGAGUACUACGACGACUCGCUCAUGGCCACCGAAGACUACGCGGGAUUUUCCAAGAAAUUCCUGGUCAACGUCGCUCAGGAUCACCGUUCCGUGCAGAAGUUGGUGAUGACGGUGUGCACGUUUUGCUAUGGGAUCAGCCGGCGCGGGGCACGAAAUAUUCUCAAGGCGCUGAGCAGCGGUCAGGACGAGGAUUUUGACGAAGGCACCGGCUACAUCUGCCCUAACCGGGAAGGCAACGGGUUGGGCAAGUAUGCAGAGGACGGCGUCUUUGAGAAUCUCAUUGGCACCACAGCGAACAUGUAUAACAGUGCUCGAUGUGAGGGACUGUUCAACGCCAGGUGCCCGCAGCCGCCGUCGGACCGAAUGCCUGCGGGUGAGCCGCAUCAGGACCGAGCAGGGUUUCGCCUUGUCGUGCGAUGA
This is a messenger RNA of Fonsecaea monophora, 939 nucleotides long. RefSeq lists its product as hypothetical. The transcript has 4 exons. The coding region runs from base 1 to 939 and encodes 312 amino acids. The record is from RefSeq and is a predicted model, not a curated record. NCBI's taxonomy places the organism in Eukaryota, Fungi, Ascomycota, Eurotiomycetes, Chaetothyriales, Herpotrichiellaceae.